UCAGUCAAGCCGUCAACAGGGGCUACAACAGUGACUGUGACUGUGCGGGGAAGGUGGGCACAUCAAAGGCAGACACAGGUUGACUGAUAAAGUCGUGUUGUGCGAGUGACUUCGCCGAAUUUUUUUUUUCUUCUUUUGGUCUCAGCCGGUUGCCAAAGGAAGACAUGAGUGAAGCAGGCCUGUAACUCGUGCACCUGAUUAAAGUGCAGCCCGUACCUUGACACGAUCAAUGGCCCACACGUACCGAGCCCCAUAUCCAUGGCCCAGUUACAAUGAUUUUCUGCUUUGUCAAUGUUGAUGUAAACAAAUCACGCUUUGCUUCUUUUUUACCUUGUGGACGGAUUCGGUGAUUUCAUUCAGUGUCCCACCGUUUACCUGCGGAAGUCAGUUUUUUCCCUCCCUUGAUCUUGAAGAACUUAAGCUCGUGGCAUUUGUUUUGUCAAGAGCAAAAAAAAUGAUUUGUUCAACGGUUCGGUGCCCAUGUACGCAAGGAAUAUAAAUUUGAGUAACUCAACGAAAUAAAACUUGUUAUAGUCUGUAAGCCUGCAUCACACAUUGUUCUCAAGUUCCUCUAUGUCCAGCGUCAGUUUUUACUGUUGUCCUUCUGGAAGCAGCAGAGUCGUGAUAUGUCAUAAAGGACCACUCAAGUAAUCGUCGCACUUUCAAGGGAACCAAGGACAGUGCCCCGUAUACCAAAACUCUCUAUGCACGUACUUUAUUCCUUCCAGAGAUAAGGAUCCCAUUUCUGUGACUACACAGUCAAUGCCUUUAAAAACAGUGACUUUCCAGGGCCAGAAUAAACUGAUUCAAGUUAUCAAGCUUCUUUUUCGUCUCCCCUGACGUCGUAUGGCUGUUGGUUGAUUGGGACUCGAAGGCCAUGCCCACAGCCAAGACCACCGUUUUGAAGGGGGACUUUACUGGCAGCUACGAGGGGAGCAGUUAUGAACAGCAUCCUCCCACGCAAGGUGGCGAGGAAGGCAGCCAUCGCAUGGGUUCAGGGCCUGGGCACAACGUGACACGCCGCCAAAACCUUGCACCACCGGACAACGUCCUCAACAGUGCAGCCUGCGCCGUCUGUGGUGACCGUGCCAGCGGCAACUUCUUCGGGGCUACUGUUUGCCUCCCCUGUAAAAGCUUCUUUAUCCGCUGCACCAAAGAUGGCGAGCCUGCCGUGCAGAAGCAGUGCAAUGGCUGCUGUGACGUCAGCAAAGAAUUACGUAAUCGCUGUCAGUUUUGUCGCUUCCAGCGCUGUCUGCUCAUUGGCAUGACUCGAAAAGAAAAGCCGAUGGUAGUGCACGCAGCUGAGGGUCAAGAGCUUUGUCGGGUGUGUGGUGACCUUGCCAACGGAGUCCAUUUCGGGAUCUUCACUUGUGAGGGAUGUAAGAAAUUUUUUCGACGAGGGUUGAAAGAGCACAAGAGUUACGUCUGCCGUGGCGCCCACGACUGCCAACUAAAUCCACGCAACCGAAACAACUGUCGUGCCUGUCGUUUCUGGAAGUGCGCAGCUGUCGGCAUGUCACGUGAUGCUAUCAAGAUGGGGCGACCACGAAAAACGUUUUUUCAGUCGAAAACUGAUGAGGACCAAGCUGGCCUACCACCAUCAUACUUUCAUCACAAACAAAGCAACACCACUCCACCUACCCAACUGACAGCGUUGCUUGACAACAAGACCCCACAGAGGUCUUUGAACAGGUCACCUCACCGUCGUAGCCCUACAGACGAAGUACGUUACCCUGUGUGCGUACCCCACUUGCAGCUCCAUCCGGAGAAGCCCAUAAGUUUUUAUCAGUGGGCGACCAGGAGUGAGAGUUGCAGUGCUGGAUUGUUGGGCAGCGAACCACCAUGUGUUGCAUCCGAAGAUGUGGGUAGGAGCCAGUCGCUUCCAAAUGUCCAGACAAUGCCGAUGAUCGUGCCUCUAGGGUCUGUACAGUCGGCUUCGCAUUUUUCGGCACAAAUUGGUGAAAAUCGGACUUUCACCAGUUCGAAUCCUUACAGCUCACUCUUUCGUUCUUCUGCUCCGGCUGUUACCCAGCUGCAGCCUCUGCCAGUUUCUCUGCGUCUCAAUACUGAUGCCAGCACUCAUUCUGUCAAGAAAUACAAAGGAAGCAAGCCUCCUGCACCGGAUGCACCAGACCACUUCGUUUCAACUCGUCUUUGCGACCAGACGUCUUGGGCGCCGCCUGCAUCACGUGACUUUCAUGCAGAAAGGUUGUCGCUGAUGUCAUCUGUCAACGACCGGGUCGUGAGAGGCCGUGACAUUGACGGAGCGCUCGACCUCAGUGUGAGGACGAAUGUUGCACCCAGCAGAAAAAAUGGUGUGUGCCCACCUUCUUACAAUGGUGAAUCACCGAGAGUGUAUUCUAUGCAACCGUGCAGCCAGGAAGACGUGGUUAGUUUGUUGAGAGCGACGACCACGACUGAAAGGGUGGUCUCCGAACAGGGAGCCUUUGACGAUGUCGAAAGAGGCAUCAAAAUUUCUCGGAUGGAUUCCGACAGUGUUCACGAUGAAAACACCAGAUCGAGUGGUGGUCCAGGGUGGACAGUUUCACAUCGCCCGAUAACCGAGGCAACGAGGCAGUUUGUUGCGCACAGUGAUGGUCCUGAAGAUCUGUCAGCGACUGACAAGCUACCUCAAGGCUCGGCGUUACGACAGAACUACAGAUUAUGUGAAAACGUUUCGGAAACAGGAAAUGUUUCAUUAUCGUCUCUUAGUUCUAUGCAUAUAAAUUCGCCAUGUCAGUCUUAUUACCAAUGGACUUCAACGAAAGAUAAGAAGGACCUUUUCGAAGCUUCGUCUUGGAAGGUGCCUACCACUCUUGUGCCCAGUCUUCAUCCCGAGAUGAGCGCGUCAAUCAGUUUGAACAGUGGUCUUGGUAUAAACCGUGCUUCCAGUGAGACACUCCGCACGGAAGAAUGUACGGAAAUUAAUUAUUUUGAUUCCAUGAGAAAGCUUUCCAGAGACGUGCUUAUGAGUGAGCAUAAGACGAUUACACUCAACAAUCAGAACGCACAAUAUACAUCAGAACAUUUCCCUAGCAUUCCCCAACAUUGUCCUGGAAGUCUCCGACAGGAGAAAGUCAUUCCCUCCGACAACUGUCAUUCGAUCCCUUCGGAACAUUCACAACAACUUCGAUAUCAACUGCGAGGCGAAAAACAGUCAACAAUUACCCCGAGGAACAACGCCCCAUUUGUAAAGGAAGACGAGAUACGCGCCUUGAAUGACAUUGCCGACAUAAUGCAUGCAGUAAUAGAAACAUCAGAGAGACAAAAGACUACUUUGAACCCUCAGGAGACUCCCACCCACUCGACGAUCCAGAUUCCCGAGGAACUGACACAGACCAAAUUAGGCUUCAAUCUGGUCAAGCUGCGAGAAUACUGGGACAAGACGCUGAAGCUUCUGAAUGUCCCCGCGCCAGUCGAUGGCGAUUUUGAGAUCCCUGACAUAUUCAGGUUCAUCGCCAAAGAGGAUGUGACGUCAUACGAAGAGAUCAAAAAGAUCACCAGUAAAAAACUCGACGUUGACUCCAAUCGCCCGGAUGGCUUGUGGUUGUGUCGGGAAGAGGAGCAGAACUGGAAGUGUUUGCAGACCCACAUGCCACGUAAUGUUCGUGGCGAGAAUCGUUUCCCCUUCGCUCUUCCAGGUACACAGGAACAUUUAUUUAUAUUUUCGUCUCAUUGUAAGAUGGUUUAUAAACGAGGUAUUCCUGCUUGA
Messenger RNA from Pomacea canaliculata, 3712 nucleotides. RefSeq lists its product as uncharacterized. The transcript has 8 exons. Gene Ontology annotation, molecular function: zinc ion binding; DNA-binding transcription factor activity; sequence-specific DNA binding. Gene Ontology annotation, biological process: regulation of DNA-templated transcription. Lineage: Eukaryota; Metazoa; Mollusca; Gastropoda; Architaenioglossa; Ampullariidae. The coding region runs from base 878 to 3712 and encodes 944 amino acids. The record is from RefSeq and is a predicted model, not a curated record.